Malus domestica (apple) is the source of this 796-nucleotide messenger RNA. Its product is annotated as protein METHYLENE BLUE SENSITIVITY 1. The record is from RefSeq and is a predicted model, not a curated record. NCBI's taxonomy places the organism in Eukaryota, Viridiplantae, Streptophyta, Magnoliopsida, Rosales, Rosaceae.
UAAAAACCGCGCACCCACACACAUUCUCCCAAUCUUCUCAUAAGGCUAAGGUCCUCUCCGUCCGAGAGUCCGACUGUUAGAGUUAGGGUUUUCAUCUCCGCCGUCCGAUCAAAGUGAUCGUCUAAGAUGACAGGCAAAGCGAAGCCCAAGAAGCACACGGCCAAGGAGAUCGCCGCCAAGAUCGAUGCUGCGACCACCAACCGCGGCGGCGGGAAGGCCGGGAUAGCUGACCGGACCGGACAAGACAAGGGAGGACACGCGAAGAUGGAGUGCCCGCACUGUAAGAUUACGGCGCCGGACGUGAAGUCGAUCAAGAUUCACCACGAAGCUCGGCAUCCGAAGAUCCCGUUCGAGGAGGAGAAGAUUGUGAACCGCCACGCCAGCACCAGCACCCAGGUGGCGGAGCCGGUCAAGGACGCUAACAAGCCACGCCCCGGCGUCCGUGGAAGCCUGAAGAAGUAAAAUUUCCGUCCAAAAUCGAAUCAAAUCAACCAAAGGAAGGGCCUUUACGGUGCUUUGGGGGGUAAAAUUACUAGAAUGGGGUCGGACUGGGAUUGGUGCUUGGUAUGGUUGGGAAGUGGGUUUAAGGUUAUUUUGGGUACUUUAUUUGGAAUUUUAUGAUGGGAUGUAUAAUAGCUUAUGUGUCUUGCUUUCUAUUAUGCCUAAGAUGAUGAUCAAAUCAAUGUUUGAGAAUUGAUUCCAUGUGCUUUUUAAAUCAGUUUCUUUCUUGAUGUUGUUGAUCUUUGAUCGUUAUCAAUGAAUAUCAUAUCAAAUAUCAAUGGUGGUUUGAAGACUC